AUGUCCGACAGACUCGAUGGCUGCCUGACGUUUGGAGCCACUGCGAUCAUCGAGCUUCUGCCGCCCGGCAACCUGGUGAAGAAGUCGCCGCAUCCGUUUCUGUGCUCUAGCGAGAGGCAUCGCCAAGUCGGCCAACUCAUGCGCGAAGUCCUCAUCUACAAACGACUUGCACCUCACCGACGACUGAUCAAGAUGAUGAGCUAUUCAUGUUCCGCCGACGAGAUGGAUGGUCACGUCAUAUUCGAGUACAUGCGACUCGGCAGCCUGGAAGCCCAUCUCGCCUCUGACGCCGUGAUCACGCAGUCGCAACAACUAGACUGGUGUCUCCAAGCCACUGAGGGCAUUGCGUUUCUUCAUAGCUCUGGCGUCUUUCAUGGCGAUAUUAAACCCGAAAACAUGGUUCUCGACGACAACAUGUGCGUACGCAUCAUUGAUUUCUCGGGAUCUUCAAUAGAUGGUCUUCCGCCGCUUUGUCUGGAGAGCGCGAGGUAUUUCCUGCCGCGCCCCGAGCCGACCUGCAAUGUGCAGACCGAUCUUUUUGCUUUGGGGUCCUCCAUUUAUCAUAUUAUGCAGCGUGCGCCCCCGUUCAAGGAUCUCGAUAUCGACGAGAUAGAGGAUCGCUACAAGCGACAAGAUUUUCCAGAGCUCACAAACGUGUUUUGUGGAAGCAUCAUUGCAGCGGCGCGCUGUGAUCUCCUCACCAAAGAUCAGCAGGAAUCUUGCGAUGUUUCCCCCUGGAUUCUAUGGGGCUUAGGACGGCUGUUUGACUUUGAACGCUUUGCCAACUGUCGGACGGGAAGUAGUGUAGGUAGGGCAAUCCGUCAACUGCUUGACGAUCCCAAUUCUUUGCACGUAGCAUUCGCAUUCGCACAGUCCGAGGCCCACGCGAUGACCCUUGGGCAGCAUGUGUAG
This is a messenger RNA of Cordyceps militaris CM01, 912 nucleotides long. Its product is annotated as protein kinase, putative. Gene Ontology annotation, biological process: protein phosphorylation. The transcript is spliced from 4 exons. Gene Ontology annotation, cellular component: plasma membrane. Bases 1 to 912 code for a protein of 303 amino acids. The record is from RefSeq and is a predicted model, not a curated record. NCBI's taxonomy places the organism in Eukaryota, Fungi, Ascomycota, Sordariomycetes, Hypocreales, Cordycipitaceae. Gene Ontology annotation, molecular function: protein kinase activity; ATP binding.